This is a messenger RNA of Nanorana parkeri, 2432 nucleotides long. It is a transcript of the gene SNX9, whose product is annotated as sorting nexin 9. Gene Ontology annotation, cellular component: plasma membrane; cytoplasmic vesicle. The coding region runs from base 79 to 1836 and encodes 585 amino acids. The record is from RefSeq and is a predicted model, not a curated record. The transcript has 19 exons. Lineage: Eukaryota; Metazoa; Chordata; Amphibia; Anura; Dicroglossidae. Gene Ontology annotation, molecular function: protein binding; phosphatidylinositol binding. Gene Ontology annotation, biological process: mitotic cytokinesis; plasma membrane tubulation; intracellular protein transport.
UGUGUGUGUGUGUAUUUCAGUGUAUCAGCUUCCCCGUGUGUCUGAUCCGGGGCUACAAGUGAUCAGAGGGGUCACAGCAUGGCAUUCAAGGCAAAAGUUUUGUAUGAUUUUGUGGCGGAACCUGGAAAUAAUGAGCUGACUGUGAGAGAAGGCGAACUCGUUACAGUAACGAAUAAGGAUGUCGGAGGAGGAUGGAUUGAAGCAAAGAAUAAUCAGGGUGAAAGAGGACUUGUACCAACUGACUAUGUUGAGUUAACAGGAGAUGGAGCUGCUUCUAACAACACAGCUCCAGAUUUGUCUUUCUUUGAUUCACUUUCUGCCAUCGCUGCUCAGACUGCUCAGACUGCCAACAAUGGUGAACAGGCUAAAAGCACAAAUGACCCUUGGUCAAGCUGGAAUGCACCUAAACCACCUACGUCUGACAGUGCAAAUGAUCCUUGGGGGGCAGGCCAGAAAAAUUCAACAUCAAACAACUGGGAUUCCGCAUUUGAACAUCCACAGGCUUACCAAGGCCCAGCUGUUGAUGAUGACGAGUGGGAUGACGACUGGGACGAUCCCAAAUCCUCUCCUCCUGGUUACCUUGGUUACAAAGAUUCAGAGAACUCUGAACCUGGAGCGGCUCAACGGGGAACAGGAAGACCAGCCUCCAUGAGGAUACCUCUCAACAAAUUUCCAGGUUUUGGAAAAUCGGGAAUUGAACAGUAUCUGUUAUCUAAACAGACAGCAAAACCCAAAGAGAAAAUCUCCAUUAUUAUUGGAGAUUAUGGCCCAAUGUGGGUCUACCCAACCGCAACAUUCGACUGCGUCGUGGCUGAUCCUAGGAAGGGAUCCAAAAUGUACGGCCUGAAGAGCUAUAUUGAAUACCAGCUAACAACAACAAAUACAAAUCGUUCCGUUAACCACAGAUAUAAGCACUUUGAUUGGCUAUAUGAGCGCCUCCUAGUGAAGUUCGGAUUAGCUAUUCCCAUUCCUUCUCUUCCAGAUAAACAAGUCACAGGUCGUUUUGAAGAAGAAUUUAUAAAGAUGCGUAUGGAGAGACUACAAGGAUGGAUGUCUCGAAUGUGCCGCCAUCCUGUUGUAUCAGAGAGUGAUGUUUUCCAGCAGUUUUUAAAUUUUCGAGAUGAAAAGGAGUGGAAGAUCGGCAAGAGAAAAGCAGAAAAGGAUGAACUGGUUGGCGGUAUGAUAUUUUCCACAAUAGAGCCAGAAGCUCCUGAACUGGAUGUGACAGAAGUAGAACAGAAGUGUGAAGCAGUCGGCAGGUUCACCAGAGCCAUGGAUGAUGGUGUGAAGGAUUUGCUCAACGUGGGCCAGGAGCACUGGAAACGGUGCACAGGACCACUGCCCAAAGAAUAUCAGAAGAUAGGAAAAGCUUUGCAGAAUUUGUCACUGGUUUUCAGCUCCAGCGGCUAUCAAGGUGAAACAGAUUUAAACAAUGCUAUCACAGAAGCAGGGAAAACAUAUGAAGCAAUAGCCACCAUGGUGGAAGAGCAGCCAAGGAAAGAUCUUCAUUACUUGAUGGAAACCAAUCACGAGUACAAAGGCUUCCUGAGCUGCUUUCCAGACAUCAUUUCUGCUCACAAGGCAGCCAUUGACAAGGUGAAGGAAAGUGAUAAAUUGGUGGCUACUAGUAAAAUAACGCAACAGGACAAGAUAAACAUGGUGAAGCGAGUAAGCACAAUGUCAUAUGCACUUCAAGCUGAAAUGAAUCAUUUCCAUACUAAUCGAAUUUACGAUUACAACAGUGUCAUUCGCUUGUACCUGGAGCAGCAGAUACAGUUUUAUGAGAUGAUUGCUGAAAAACUAAAGCAGGCACUAGGCAGUUUCCCUGUCAUGUAAGAAAUCCAAUGCCUGGAUCUAAAGGAUAAUCGGAAGUGCCUUCCUAUGAAUUUUAGUGGACAUUGUGAAGUCGCCCCUUGGACACUGCACCCCGGAGGAGAAACUUGGAACUGCACUUCUGCAAAUGUGCUUGCAUCAAGUUAGAUUUGAGAUCUUUCCCAGAAAGGCUGCUUUUCCAGUGCACUUAAAAUAUCACAGCUUAUGAAAUGCAUGUUCAUUUUCAGAUAAAAGCAAAACGUCAUCUACAGCAUCCAGCAUCACCUCCUUUUUACUUCGGCCUUUUCACUGCAAGGAGCAAAGGUGCUAUAGUCCCUUCUGCGGAAUGCCUUGGAUUCCCUGCGGCUCCUCUCUUGCCUAUAACCAACACCGCUAUCUGAUUGGACGCACAUUAUAUCUUUCAACGUAAUCUUUGAACUGAUCCUUCAUGGCAUUAUGUUCUAUCCACUAACACUAAGUGCGAUUGAUGAAGAGAAAUUUCUUAAGGCACUGUGUCUAUUCACUGCAAUAUACACACCGCCAUAUUCUUAUUACCCGGCCUUGUUACAACUGCAUUUUUUUUUUCUUAUGUUAAAUUUAAUUAAACUUUGUUGUGCAAC